Acaulospora morrowiae is the source of this 198-nucleotide messenger RNA. The record is from the annotation of a GenBank genome assembly. NCBI's taxonomy places the organism in Eukaryota, Fungi, Glomeromycota, Glomeromycetes, Diversisporales, Acaulosporaceae.
AUGACUGAAGCUGAAGAAGCUCCCCAAGAACGUCAGGAAGAUUUCAAUCAAGCUUUCCAAGAACAUCUGAAUACUCUCGAUCAACGCAAUAGAAGACGAACGGGAUUAUGUGGGAGUUUGUGUAUCAUGUGUUCUUCUAUAAUAUUGGUAAUUGUUCUUCUGGGAGGCUCUGGUGUACUAUUAUCUCAGCUCAUCUGA